Molecule: messenger RNA, 2286 nt
Organism: Penicillium taxi
Lineage: Eukaryota; Fungi; Ascomycota; Eurotiomycetes; Eurotiales; Aspergillaceae
Product: flavodoxin and radical SAM domain protein
Exons: 2
Coding region: 1-2286 (761 amino acids)
Biological process (GO): wybutosine biosynthetic process
Molecular function (GO): FMN binding; catalytic activity; 4 iron, 4 sulfur cluster binding
Source: RefSeq, a predicted model, not a curated record
AUGGCCACGCCAGAUGCAAAUGACGGCCUUUUGGCUGUCUGGCACGCCUAUCGUCUUCCUCUCGUCAUUGCUUUCUCUGUCCUGUUUGUCGCAUUCCGCGUUUAUUGUAAGCAGUCAAAAUCCAAGACGCCAACAUCCGCCUCUGUUCCAUCCUCGCCGCGCAGCCAACCCGAGAAACCCAAAAUUGACCCGCUGUCCGAACAAAUUUCGAUUGAAAAGAGCGUCGAAAAAACUCGCAUCAAGUCUGCGACCAAAACUGUAACAGGGCCGAAACGCGUUCAGGGCAAAAAGCCUGCCAAGACGACUGAUGGACGCUCCGGAGCAGGCGAGAACAAUCAGCCUGCAACCCACAUUCAACCGCUCAUUUUCUUUGCCUCAUUGACUACAACAACUGAACGCUAUGCGAACACUCUGCUGGAAUAUCUGCGUGCUGCAGCCCAAGAGCAGGCAGAUCCCGAGAACCUGGAACGAGGGCUUUUGCCUCCGCAGAUUCACGAUAUCUCGUACAUUGACUUCGAUGAAUUCUUCCUCUCGACCCCCAAGCCUCCCUCCACCUCUCCCGGUACCCGCUAUCUCUAUUGUAUUCUGACACCUACUUACAAUAUUGACACUGUUCUCAACACCUUCCUCGGUCAUCUGGACGAAACACACAACGACUUCCGCAUCGAUACAGCACCUCUCUCUCAGUUGGCUGGAUAUUCCGUAUUUGGCUUUGGUGACAAAGAGGAAUGGCCCACCGAGGAGGAGGGAUUCUGCACACAGGCCAAGGAAAUCGAUCGAUGGAUGGCGAAGCUGACUGGUCGCAAACGCGCUUAUCCUCUGGGAAUGGGUGAUAUCAAGAGCGAUGCGGAGGUUGCACUGAAGGAAUGGUCAAAUGGUCUCACAGACAUCAUGCGCGAAAUUCUGUCAAGCGGAGGACUUGGAGAGGGUGUGAUAGGUAGUGGCGAUGCCUUGGAGAGCGACGAAGAAGAUGUGGAGGAUGACGAAGAUGCCCCCAAGAACACCACUAUGGUCGAUCUUGAAGAUAUCAAGAUGGGUGGAGACUCCCCUGCUCCCAUCCCUAUUGAUUUUACCACAGGCGGCAAAGUUGUUUUACCCGAUUCUAUCGCCAAGGAGAUGGUUCCCAAGACCUCGCCUACUUACGCGUCCCUGACAAAGCAAGGAUAUACAAUUGUUGGCUCUCACUCUGGCGUUAAAAUUUGCCGUUGGACCAAGUCAGCUCUCCGCGGUCGCGGCUCUUGCUACAAAUUCUCUUUCUAUGGCAUUCGCUCCCACCUUUGCAUGGAAGCUACUCCAUCGCUAUCUUGCAGCAACAAAUGUAUCUUCUGCUGGCGUCACGGUACCAACCCAGUAGGAACGACUUGGCGAUGGCAGGUCGACUCGCCUGAGUUGAUUUUCAACGGUGUGAAAGAAGGCCACUACAAGAAGAUCAAGUUGAUGCGAGGUGUUCCAGGUGUUCGAGCGGAACGAUUUGCCGAAGCCAUGCAAAUUCGGCACUGUGCCCUGAGUCUGGUUGGCGAGCCCAUUUUCUAUCCCCACAUCAAUCGUUUCCUAGACAUGCUGCAUGAAGAGCGUAUAUCUAGCUUCUUGGUUUGCAACGCCCAACAUCCAGAUCAGCUCGAGACUUUGAAACGUGUCACUCAGCUCUAUGUCUCCAUAGAUGCUAGCAACCGCGAGAGUCUACGUAAGAUUGACCGCCCGCUGCACCGUGACUUCUGGGAGCGAUUCCAGCGCUGUCUUGAUAUUCUCCGAGAAAAGCGUCAUGUGCAGCGUACCGUGUUCCGAUUGACUCUGGUCAAGGGAUUCAACGUUGACGAUGAGGUGAUUGGAUAUGCUAAUCUCGUUGAAAAGGCCUUGCCGUGUUUCAUCGAAGUCAAGGGCGUCACCUACUGCGGAACAAGCACGAGUGCCGGUGCCGGGUUGACAAUGCAGAAUGUGCCAUGGUACGAAGAGGUUUCUGCCUUUGUAGUAGCUUUGAACGCGGAGCUGCAGCGCCGGGGCUUGGGCUACGGCAUUGCUGCGGAGCACUCUCACAGCUGCUGCGUUCUGCUUGCCUCGGAACGCUUCCAUGUCAAUGGAAAGUGGCACACUCGGAUUGAUUACGAGCGCUUCUUUGAGUUGCUUGAAAGGGAGAAAGCCGAUGGCACCUCAUUCACACCUGAGGAUUAUAUGCGUGAAACGGAGGAUUGGGCCCUCUGGGGAAAUGGUGGCUUUGACCCCAACGAUGAGCGAUGGUAUCGCAAAAACCGAAAAGAUAGAAUCGCUGCUGGUGCCCCAGUUUCAUGA